Molecule: messenger RNA, 1653 nt
Organism: Cannabis sativa
Lineage: Eukaryota; Viridiplantae; Streptophyta; Magnoliopsida; Rosales; Cannabaceae
Product: fructose-1,6-bisphosphatase, cytosolic
Exons: 12
Coding region: 442-1467 (341 amino acids)
Biological process (GO): sucrose biosynthetic process; gluconeogenesis; fructose 6-phosphate metabolic process
Cellular component (GO): cytoplasm; cytosol
Molecular function (GO): fructose 1,6-bisphosphate 1-phosphatase activity
Source: RefSeq, a predicted model, not a curated record
UUUGCAAUUACACAAAUAUAAAAAAAACAAACUAAAAUAACGGCCCUCGUCUGCAUAUAUUGUACAUAAGAUAAUGACAAAAACCUGGGAACCGUCGAAUCAGAUGACCGUGAAAGACGACGAGAGGCGUUAUCUGCUGUGACCGACUGACGACCACCAACGCCUGCCACGUGUCAUCAGAAGCUUCCUCUUCACACAAAAGGAAGAAGAACCCAAUCCCCCCAAAUUCCCAAUCUAUAUCUAUCCAUGGCUUCUCUCAGUGUAUAAAAAAGGAAUCUUUUUUGUUUUUCAUUUGGCCUCGAACCGAGCACCUCCACCACCACCGCAUCAUCAUCAUCAUCAUCAUCUAAUAUCCAAAAAGAAACAACCUUUACCAUCUUUCUCUUUUGGGUCAUUUGGUUUUUUCUUUUUUUCCAUUGGGGAUUUUCGUCGAACAGAGAGAUGGAUCACGAGGCCGACGCUUACCGGACGGAUUUGAUGACCAUUACGAGGUUCGUUUUGAACGAACAGUCUAAGCAUCCAGAGUCUCGUGGUGACUUUACUAUCUUGCUCAGUCAUAUCGUUUUGGGAUGCAAAUUCGUUUGCUCUGCUGUUAACAAGGCUGGUCUGGCCAAACUCAUAGGGCUUGCUGGAGAGACUAAUGUACAGGGUGAAGAGCAGAAAAAGCUUGAUGUGCUUUCAAAUGAAGUUUUUGUCAAAGCUUUGAUUAGCAGUGGUCGAACUAGCAUUCUUGUGUCAGAAGAAGAUGAAGAAGCAACCAUUGUCGACAAAUCCAUGCGUGGAAGGUACUGUGUUGUUUUUGAUCCUUUGGAUGGGUCCUCCAACAUUGAUUGUGGUGUUUCGAUUGGGACGAUAUUUGGGAUUUAUGCUAUCAAAGAUGAUCAUGAACCUGGUCUUGAUGAUGUCUUGCAAUCUGGGAAGAAUAUGGUGGCUGCUGGCUAUUGCAUGUACGGAAGCUCUUGCACGCUUGUGUUGAGCACUGGGGAAGGUGUCAAUGGAUUCACUCUUGAUCCUUCUCUUGGGGAGUUCAUACUAACUCACCCUAACAUCAAGAUUCCCAAGAGAGGGAAGAUUUAUUCAGUGAAUGAGGGAAAUGCCAAGAACUGGGAUGGUCCAACUUCUAAGUAUGUGGAGAAAUGCAAAUACCCUACUGAUGGUUCUUCUCCUAAGUCUCUGAGAUACAUUGGAAGUAUGGUAGCUGAUGUUCACCGCACAUUGCUAUAUGGGGGUAUCUUUCUAUACCCAGGUGAUAAGAAGAGCCCCAAUGGGAAACUACGUGUUCUGUAUGAAGUUUUCCCCAUGUCAUUCCUGAUGGAGCAAGCCGGAGGUCAAUCUUUCACCGGCACUCAACGGUCACUGAAUUUGGUUCCCAAGAGCAUCCAUGAACGUUCUCCGAUCUUUCUCGGUAGCUAUGAUGAUGUUGAGGAUAUUAAGGCACUCUAUGCUGCUGCAGAGAAGAAAGAAUAAGGCUCAUGGUGGUUGGCAUCCUUGUACUAAGUAUAUAACUCAUCUAUUUUGUUGUUACACUGAAAUCCUUUCUAAUCAUCUAUUCCCAAGAUGAAACUAUAUUGUAAGUAUACAAUACAAUCAUCAACAAAUAAACAAGUUCCAAUCUUUCUUUAUAUUGAAUAAGCAAGUUCCAAUUCAUUUUCA